Drosophila rhopaloa is the source of this 1152-nucleotide messenger RNA. RefSeq names its product transmembrane protein 192. The record is from RefSeq and is a predicted model, not a curated record. Gene Ontology annotation, cellular component: lysosomal membrane; late endosome. NCBI's taxonomy places the organism in Eukaryota, Metazoa, Arthropoda, Insecta, Diptera, Drosophilidae. The transcript has 4 exons. Bases 103 to 885 code for a protein of 260 amino acids.
UGUUUUGGUGCUGCCACCUAAGGAAAUUACAAGUUGUUUUCCUGCGGCCUCAAUAAACAAAGCAGAAUCUAUUCGAAAACUACGCAUUGUAGAGCAGCGCAAAUGGAGCAACCAGCGACAGAGGGAGCCGCUGUCCAACCGGGCGUGUCCCCCGUCCACAUCCACGAUUCAGAUCAGCUCCUGGACCCCGUUCUCUUCUCCAAUGACAAUGGGAGCUUCAAGCUGAACACAGUGCCCGCAUUUAGCCUUCACCUCGUUAUCUCCACGGGAAUCUCGAUUGUGGGCAUCGUACUGGCGGCCUCGUUUCCAGAGGAUCGGCGCUGUGAUGCCUACUUCAUAAUGCUGUAUCUACGGGCCACCUUCUGGGUCAUCACAUAUCUCUUCGAUCACUUUGUGAAGAAGCAACACGACAAUCUGCGGAUGCAGGGCUAUCAUGAUUUCCACCGCGAGACAAACAUGCAGAAGGGGAUUCCCCUUCAACUGGUGUCCAUGUGGAACUCCAUGCUGCUGGCCGUCCAGUCCCUGAUCCACCACUUCUACGCGCAGAACUUCUGGGAGCACUGCGCCGCCGGAUGGCUUUCGCCGGUCAGUUAUGUGACCGCAUUUACCGUGGCCGAGAAUCUGGUGUUCGCCGUAUCACACAGCUUAUACAUUGACAAAGUCCGUAAAUUUAACAACGCCAAGUUGUCCCCGGAUGUUCUGCGUGGUUCGGACCGUGCCGGUGGUUCUUUGGGCCUCAUGCAACCCGGAGGCGAUACCGAAGAACUGUUAGAGAAACAGGCCGACCUCAUCGCCUAUCUACGCGACCAUACGCACAAGCUUAACCAGAAAUUGCACCAAAUGCAGACCAACGUGCGACCAGUAAGGUCUCCGCAAAUUCCUUAAAGACAACUGCAUAUUGUUUUUACGUAUUAUAAUAUUUUUACUGGUGGUUCUCUUUUUAUUUUUAAACAUUUUGUUCACGACGAAGAAAUAUUCUUCAAAUAGAUCCAUUGCAAAAAUGCAAUUGGGCGCUAACAAAAAAAUUAAAUAUUCAACUGUAAAUACAGAGAACGAAAUCCUCAUUACGCGAUCAAAGAUUAAGUUCAUUGAAUUGUAUUAUAAAAACAAGUGUGUGUAAAAUUAUUAAAUUAAACUGAUCUAUACAAAUAA